Periophthalmus magnuspinnatus is the source of this 3977-nucleotide messenger RNA. RefSeq names its product prolyl endopeptidase-like. Bases 142 to 2277 code for a protein of 711 amino acids. The record is from RefSeq and is a predicted model, not a curated record. Gene Ontology annotation, cellular component: cytosol. Lineage: Eukaryota; Metazoa; Chordata; Actinopteri; Gobiiformes; Gobiidae. The transcript has 15 exons. Gene Ontology annotation, molecular function: serine-type endopeptidase activity; oligopeptidase activity. Gene Ontology annotation, biological process: proteolysis.
GUCAGGGGCGCGGAGUACAAACUAAAUCUAUUACUUUCACUUUCUCUUCCGAAAACUUAGACUUUUCAACACGUAAGACGACUACUGAACUCUUAAAAUAUACAGAUAGAAGCGUGAAAAAAGUACGUGAUCAACUUUAACAUGGCGUUGUUUACAUAUCCAGCUGCGAGGAGAGACCAGAGCAAGGUGGAUAACUACCAUGGCACUGAGAUCUGUGACCCUUACUUUUGGCUGGAAGACCCAGAGAGUGAGGAGACCAAGGCAUUUGUGGAGGCGCAGAACAAAGUGACAAUGCCAUUUCUCGAAAAGUGCAGAGUCAGGAAGAAGUUUCAAGAACGACUGACUGAGCUCUAUGAUUAUCCCAAAUACAGUACCCCCUUCAGGAGAGGAGACAGGUAUUUUUACUUCCAUAACAAAGGCCUUCAGAACCAGAGCGUGCUUUACGUCCAGGACUCUCUCGAUGCUCCAGCCUCUGUGUUUUUUGACCCAAACGCUCUGUCUGAGGACGGCACUGUUGCGCUAAAGAUGGGCCGUUUGUCUGAGGACUGUAAGCUCUUUGCCUAUGGCCUGAGCAGCAGUGGGUCAGACUGGGUCACUGUUCACUUCAUGAGGGCAGAGGGAGAGCUGGACAAACUGCCCGACGUUUUGGAGCGGGUCAAAUUCAGCUGCCUCGCCUGGACCCACGACGGGAAGGGCGUCUUUUACAACUGCUACCCCCGACAAGAGGGCAAAACUGACGGCACAGAGACGACGACCAACAUGAACCAGAAGUUGUUUUACCAUGUGAUCGGGACCAAACAGUCCGAGGACGUUCUAGUUGCCGAGUUUCCUGAUCACCCGAAAUGGCACAGCUCUGUCACUAUCUCAGAUGACGGCAGAUAUGCAGUCCUGUCCAUCACUGAAGGAUGUGAACCCGUGAACCGCCUCUGGUACUGCGACCUGGAGCAGCUGCCCAGUGGAAUCACAGGUUUGCUCCCUUGGGUUAAGCUCGUGGACACCUUCGAAGCCCAGUUUUCGUACAUCACAAAUGAAGGGACAGUUUUUACCUUUCACUCAAACUUGAACGCUCCUCGGUACUGUCUGAUCAACAUCGACGUCCAGAAGCCAGAGAGAGAGCACUGGACCACGCUCCUCCCACAGCAUGACAAAGACGUACUCAACUUUGUGACGUGUGUGAAUCAGCACCACCUGCUGGUCACAUACCUCCAUGACGUGAAGGACAUCCUGCAGGUGUUUGAGCUGAAGACUGGAGCAUUCAUUCGGGAUCUGCCUCUCGACGUGGGCAUGGUGUCUGGAGUCAGCGGGAAAAAGAAAUAUUCUGAAGUGUUCUACAAGUUCACCUCUUACACAACUCCAGGCAUCAUUUACCACUGUGACCUGAGCGCUCCAAACCCAGAGCCAAAAGUUUUCAGAAAAGUGGAUGUGAAAGGAUUUAAACAGGAGGACUAUCAGACCACACAGGUUUUCUACCCGAGUAAAGAUGGCACAAAGAUUCCCAUGUUCCUGGUUCACGCCAAAGACCUGAAGAAGGAUGGGUCCAAUCCAGUUUUCCUGUACGGAUAUGGAGGGUUUGAGAACUCUAUACAGCCGUACUACAAUGUGGCGUACCUGCUGUUUGUGCAACACUUGGGAGGAGUCUUGGCAGUAGCAAACAUCAGAGGAGGAGGAGAGUACGGACUCACCUGGUACAAAGCUGGGAUUUUGGGGAACAAGCAGAACUGUUUCGAUGACUUCCAGAGCGCGGCCGAGUUUCUGAUCCAGGAGAAAUACACCUCUGCCAGCAAAAUCGCCAUCAACGGAGCGUCCAACGGCGGGCUGCUCGUCGGGGCCUGUGCGAACCAGCGCCCUGACCUGUUCGGCUGUGCGGUGGCAGAGGUGGGCGUCAUGGACAUGUUGAAAUUUCACCGCUUUACCAUCGGACACGCCUGGACCACAGACUAUGGCUGCGCCGACGACCCUCAGCAGUUUCAGUGGCUCAUUAAAUACUCCCCCCUCCAUAACCUCCCUCCUCCCCCUUACUCUGGCCCUCCGUACCCCGCCGUCCUGCUCCUCACCGCGGACCAUGACGACCGUGUGGUUCCCCUGCACACCCUCAAGUAUAGCGCCGCCCUGCAGUUCGGUGUGGGGAGCAGUCCUCAGCAGAAGCAGCCUCUGAUGGUGAGAGUGGACACCCAGAGCGGUCAUGGGGCAGGAAAACCCACAACUAAAGCCAUUCUGGAGGACACGCACAUCUUCUCAUUCAUCGCUGAGACUCUGGGACUGCACUGGAGAGAGUGACACCACAAUACAACACACACAGCUACAGGGAAGUUUAUUACUAGUUUAGUCAGUGUAAAAUUUUCCUCAGUAAAGCUACAGUAUGGAACUUUUUAGACAAAACUAUAUUCAUAUUUUUGUUUCGUUUGGUUGUGUUUAUUGCACUGAAAUAAGUAGAAAAUCAUACAUCCUUACUGUGAGUGAGCUUGCAUCUCCACAAAUCUGACUCUUACUUGACCUGGAGGAGGGCCUUCUCCUGCUUGUUUACAUGGAAAUGUUGCUCCUGUAGCAAUAAUCUUUCACAGAAUGACAUAAAACCAUAGACUGUAUAUGUAAAUGGACAUGGCUAACCUGCUAGCUGCCGCAUUCCAAAUAGGAAGUGAUCAUGGACGCACUUCCAUUCACUUUGAAAAACUGUGUCCUGUCUCUCUCUAACUGCUGCUGUCAGACUCGUCAUUUUGGUCUUAAAAUGUUCGUAUUAACCCGCUCUACAUGAUCCUGGGUUUUUAUUUCGCUAUUUUUUCCGUAAAUUGAGAUGAACAUAACAGACAUAAUAACAGACAAAUCAGGCACCUUUUUCCCCGAGGUUGCUCCGAUGUUAAGUGCCCGCGUCACUGCGGUCCGAAUGAAAAAUAUGGAACUCGGCUUCACAUUGGCCGCUAUAACUGCUCUAGUCUUGAUGAGCUUCAUUUGACUUGCUCACUCACUUAGUCCACUUCUUUAUACAGUCUAUGCAUAAAACAUAUCUAUCUCCAUGGAGAAUGUUCCUUAGUGCACCAUGCCAUUUUAAGUUUCUGUUUCCAUGGAAUCAUGCUGUGCCACCUCCAGGAAGUUGCAUACUGUACCUUUAAAAAACACUCAUGGAGAGAUAAAUAGACAAAUGCACAAUACUGCCCUUGUUUUGAAUUAGAGUAAGUUUUAAGGCAGUUGUCAGUUUACAAAAUUCACAAACGCCUUCUUUCCCCGAGGUCGCUCUCGGUAGCAUUAGCAACAGGUUUGAUUGACAGCAAGUGUUGCUAAGUGCCCAUUCCCUGCUAGAUCAGUGGUGGGGGCUGGAAGGGACGUUAUCUUCAACACUGUCUCUCCAGAUUGACUCUUUGGUUGCUAUGAUACUCUCACUCAGGAUUCCAAAUGCAGAACUUGACUCCACAUUGGCCCCUAUAACUGUUAGCCUCAAUGAGCUUCAUUUGACUGGAGCUGAACGCUGUGGGUGAUGUCAUCACUUAGUCCACUUCUUUAUACAAUCUAUGCUGUAAAGUUAAAUAAACUUCAAAAAGCCUGAUAAAUGUAUACUAUGGAACAUUUUUCUCAGUGUAAUCCAUCACUCCAUUUAUCAUUAAAAGCCACAGUGUGUUGUAUUCUAAUACAAACCAGUAACAUCUCCAUGGCAACAAGUUGGUGACGGAUUUCCUUCCAGAAAAGUUACAUAGUGCAUCUAUAGCCAUCUACAAGUGUGCCUUAAACUUGGUUGUGUUAGAAUGAGAGUAAGAAAAGUUACUGUAAACUUGUAGAAUGCUGUCACUUUGGAAGAUUUAACUUUGUCGAACUAAAUUUUAAUUAGAAGUAAAUUAUUAGUGAAAUCUCCUUGUACGACUUUGAAUGUGAAUUUGCACUUAAAGAAUUUAAAGGGAAAAUUAUGUUUGCUGCUUUAACGUCUAUGAAAUUUAAAACUGAACUGUAAACUUGCAUUGGUCAUAGAAUAAAGUCAGACAAAACUCAGU